CUAAACAAAAAAUGCAAGUCGUUCAACGGUCUAGUAUCGUCGGUAAACUUUAGGUCGCGUAGGCGCACUACUUCGAAGAAGAAUUACAAGCAUGGAUUUAACCUGAAUGUCCACAACAAAUAUGGCGGGUAAUGAAGUCCGUCUUGUGAAAAACAAGAAAGCCAAGUCAAAAGUAUGGACGUAUUUUAACCUGAAAGAAGACAGUCUAGGGACAACGGUGCCGAACAUAGCAGUUUGUUCAUUGUGUGAUUCAGAAGUGCGGCAUGCAGGUGGGACAACAAAUUUGGCUAGUCACUUACGCCGACACCACGGGUUUGUGGCGUUCAGUGAUGAGACUUGUGAACAUGCUAGAUCCAGUAACGUACUCUCCGACAACAGAUACAAACGUCAACAGACUCACACACACAUGGUAGCAACCAGUACCACGACCAAUCCAAAGUAUCCGGCAUACUCAGAAAUGGCACAGACACUUACAAACAAGCUUGCAUGUUUCAUAAUUAAAGGCUUGCUUCCAUACAGCGUUGUGGAUUCUACUGAAUUUAGGGAUUUUGUAUCCUCACUUGACCCAAGAUACGAAGUUCCAAGCCGGAAAGAACUAUCUGAUGUUGUGAUUCCGAAAAUGUACGACAAAACAAAGACAAAUGUAUUAUCAGAAAUUGCUUUUGCUGAUCAGACUGCCAUUACAACAGAUGUUUGGAUGUCCCGGUCUGCUGAAACCUACAUCACCAUCACAUCAAUACAUAUAACCAAAGAAUGGCAGCUGAAAACGUUUGUUCUGCAGACCAGACCCUUACCAUGGACCUACACAGGUGGCGACCUUGCUAGGUUGUUGUCAGAUGUCUGCUGUGAAUGGGGUAUCCAUACAUUUCCAGUUCCGCCUAUCGUUUCUGAUAAUGAUGGCAAUAUUAUUCAGGCUGGUCAUCUCCUUGGAUGUGAAAUGCAUUUCAAAUGUUUUGCACAAACCGUCAAUAUUGCUGCACAGAAAAGCCUCAACGUGAAAGCUGUUUAUGACAUCUUGGCCAAGAUUCGUAAACUUGUUGUGUUUUUUAACAGUAGUAAGAUGGCUAGUACUUUGCUGCAGAAUCAGGCAGAUUUAUUUUCACUGACACAACACAAGCUUGUUAAUGACGUGUGUACGAGAUGGAACAGUAUCUACGACAUGCUGGCGAGGUUCCUCGAGAUACAGAAUGCAGUUUCUGGAGCGCUUCGGUCAAAAGAACUGGGAAUAGUGAUGGACAGUGACAUGCACAAUCUCUCCGAUGAAGAAACCACUCUGGCGGAGGAUGUGGUGGAGUGUCUGAGACCACUAAAGACUGUAACAUCCACACUGUGUACAGAGGGCAGCACCACUCUCUCCACAAUCCUCCCCAUACAACACAAGCUCAUCGACAUGGACCUGACAAUACAGGAUACUGAUGGGUCAUCCAUCAAAGAGAUGAAAAAUAUAAUAAAAAAUGAAUUGACCGACUCUUACAGCCACCAGGAGGAUAUUCUGUCUGUGGUGACUGCCCUGGAUCCAAGGUUUAAGUCUCUGCCAUUUUUGAGCGAGGAAGGCAGACAUGCAACAUACAAUUCAAUGGUUGCAAGGGCUGCAGACCUGGAUAAUAAACUACUGGUGGAAGUGAAAACAGAGCCAGGCAUGGAGGACCAAACUCAGACACAACCACAGUGGCCGGGUAUGGAAACAUUUGAUGAGGAUACAUACGAUCAUGGCAAACCUACAUCACCAAAGAAGGCUAAAUGUGACAGUAAUAUAUAUAACUCAACACCUUCAAAAUCUACCUUACAAGAUAUACUGGGCGAUGUGUUUGUAUCUCCUGUCGAGAUGCCCAUGAAGAAGUCCAGUCUGGAUUUGAUAGAAGAAGAAGUACUGAUGUACAAACAGCUUCUCCCAAUUCCCCUGCAGGGUAACCCACUGUUGUGGUGGAAAACCAAUGAACACAAGAUGCCUCACAUAGCACGCUUGGCUAAAUCGCUGUUAUGUAUCCCUGGAACUAGUGUUCCCUCGGAGAGAGUGUUCUCCACGACUGGGGACGUGCUCAUGGCUCAGAGGGCUUCUCUCAAGGGCAAGCAUGCAGACAAACUCCUCUUUUUGAAAACAAAUAUGUGAUUUUUUCUAUAAAUGUAUAAU
This is a messenger RNA of Mizuhopecten yessoensis (Yesso scallop), 2131 nucleotides long. RefSeq names its product zinc finger BED domain-containing protein 1-like. Gene Ontology annotation, molecular function: protein dimerization activity; DNA binding. The transcript has 3 exons. Lineage: Eukaryota; Metazoa; Mollusca; Bivalvia; Pectinida; Pectinidae. The coding region runs from base 107 to 2110 and encodes 667 amino acids. The record is from RefSeq and is a predicted model, not a curated record.